ACAUUAAGUGUAUGUAAUUUGGCAACAAUCUUCGUUUCAGAAAUAAAAACAAUCGAAAUGGCUUUCAUGCGGUCUCUGUGUCGAAGUUCUAGUCCUGCUUCCAGGCUUAAUGUAUCUUCUACAUUUCGAACAAAUAAAGCUGACUACCACGAAAAGGUCAUAGAUCAUUAUGAGAACCCACGUAAUGUUGGAUCACUGGAUAAAAAUGAUAAACAUGUUGGAACUGGACUUGUUGGUGCACCUGCAUGUGGAGAUGUUAUGAAGUUGCAGAUUAAAGUUGAUGAUAAUGGGAAAAUAACUGAUGCAAAGUUUAAGACUUUUGGCUGUGGCUCUGCUAUAGCAUCCAGUUCUCUUGCUACUGAAUGGGUGAAAGGGAAAUCUGUUGAUGAAGCUCUUAAAAUAAAAAAUAAGGAUAUAGCUAAAGAACUUUGCUUACCUCCAGUAAAGCUACAUUGUUCAAUGCUUGCUGAAGAUGCUAUUAAAGCAGCUCUGAAGGAUUAUAAGCUAAAGCAAACAAACAACAAUUCAUAAAAUGCAGUCUCAUCAAAAUUUUAUUUGUAAAUUUUGUAUAGUGAAUUAAAUUUAAAUAUUGUAUAGUGCUUUAAAAUUCUUUAAAAAUGUUCUGCAAUUUAAAGACUUGAUUCAAUAAAUGUGAGGAAAGCAUAA
Molecule: messenger RNA, 666 nt
Organism: Stegodyphus dumicola
Lineage: Eukaryota; Metazoa; Arthropoda; Arachnida; Araneae; Eresidae
Gene: IscU
Product: Iron-sulfur cluster assembly enzyme
Biological process (GO): iron-sulfur cluster assembly
Molecular function (GO): iron ion binding; iron-sulfur cluster binding
Source: RefSeq, a predicted model, not a curated record